Molecule: messenger RNA, 3324 nt
Organism: Ceratitis capitata (Mediterranean fruit fly)
Lineage: Eukaryota; Metazoa; Arthropoda; Insecta; Diptera; Tephritidae
Product: ATP-binding cassette sub-family G member 4
Exons: 10
Coding region: 1243-3324 (693 amino acids)
Cellular component (GO): plasma membrane
Molecular function (GO): ATP binding; ATP hydrolysis activity; ABC-type transporter activity
Source: RefSeq, a predicted model, not a curated record
CGCCGCGCUGCUGUUGCUGCUAUAGUCGCUUCAUUUGACAGUUGGAAAGCAAAGUUUUCAGUUUGGUUUUUCAACGCGCAACGAACGAACGCGUCCCACUGAAAAGCACUCUGUGACCGAUCAAUCGACCCACUAACGGGCAGGCUGUUUUGUUGUCGAUGCAUAUGUGUGUAUGUGUGUGUGUGUGUGUGUGUGUGUAAGUGUGAGUUAGACGCUGUGACCGAUAAUAAAUUGAUACGCGCCGCAGUCAAUGUUUUAUUCGUAUCUGUAUCUCCAGUGUGUUGCGUCCUCAUAUUGCGCUUCUUGAACUACUUAAAUGCAUACAUCCAUGUGUACAUACUUACAUACAUAUCGUAUAUCAAGAAUUUUACAUAUCUGGAGUGAAUAUGUAAAAAUUUAUUUAUUGGUUUAUUGUGCCGUCGUCAACAUAGAAAACAAAAAAAUAUUUUAUUACAUGUGAAGUGAUAAGGAAUCGUACGAAACUAUAUCAGUGCAUACAUACAUAUGUACAUACAUACAUCCGUGUAUAUAGAAUAAUCUGAGAAUCUAUUUUGUGAAAACAUGGUUUUGUGAUAUUCCGCUUUGAUGCAUUAUCAGCCAGCAAAAGCGGAACUUAGUGUUCUCAAAAGUGCAAAUAAAAAGUAAAAAUUUAACGUUCUUCCUUUAAGUGAACUAUGUUUCCAAGCUCCAAAUCGUUUAUUUGAAAGUAAAUUAACGGAAAUAAAAUUUAUUUUUUUUUACAAAAAUAACAACAAAACUUUCAGGCUCAGCGUUUAUUGGUAUGCCCGGCUUGGUUUGUCUUCUUUUCACCGCGCAGAGCGAACCAUAUUCAAUAACGAGAUUGCAACAAAGCAGACACCAUUUAAUUUGGCAACAUUUUCCUUACCGCAAAUUAUGACAACAAAUCCAAAGACAGUGGUUGUAACUAUCAAACAACAAGAAAAACAAAGAAUACAGCAAUAAACACAAUUAUCAAUACAUAUAGAUUUAUGUGCAUACAUAGGAACAUUUCGUAAAAAUUUAACGCGAUAACGCGAAGAACAACAGCAGCACCAAGACGCUCUAAGUCACCGCCGAAGAAGUCGCGUAUUAAAUUGCAAUCAACUAAACCAACUACAACACUAGCCAAAAUACAGUAACCACAAAAACUGCCACACUAACAACCAACAUCUCUUUAAUUAAAAACAAAAAUAAAGAAAGAAAAGAAAACAAACAAAUCGCAGCCAUUCCGACGACAUCAAGAUGGAUUCGACCACGGAUACGGGCUGCAGUGAUUCCUACAACAGUUACAGUAAGUCACACUCUAGCGGCACCUCGCUGAACUACAGCAGCGAUAUCAAUGCGAUUAGCGUCGAUUUGGGCGAUCACAACGGUUGCCAUGGCGAUAAUGUCUCCUGCAAUGGCCUAAAGUACUUACCAACUUGGCCGGCGAUUAAUUUGGAAUUUCGUGAUUUGACAUACGAAGUUUACGAUCUACAUACAAAGAGUCGCAAACAGUUACUGCGCAGCAUCAACGGACAAUUUCGUGCGCACGAGCUCACCGCCAUUAUGGGACCAUCUGGAGCGGGGAAAACGACAUUGCUAAAUCUACUGGCCGGUUAUGGCGCAAAGAAAACCUCCGGUGAAAUUAAUGUCAAUAACAGUCCGCGCAACAUGAAAGUCUUCCGCAAAAUGUCGCGCUACAUCAUGCAAAACGAUGUGUUGGAUCCACAUUUUACGGUGUUGGAGGCAAUGUUGCUUGCUGCGCACCUCAAAUUGGGCAACGAAUUGAAUCACAAACAGAAAUUGGAUGUGAUCAACGAGAUUCUCGGCAUGUUGGGUUUGACUAAAGCUCAAAAUACGAUCACAAUGCGCUUAUCCGGUGGUGAAAAGAAACGGUUGUGCAUCGCCUUGGAAUUGGUGAAUAAUCCACCGGUCAUAUUUCUCGAUGAGCCAACUACCGGUCUCGACGACUUAUCCAGCUCUCAAUGCAUUUCACUGUUACGCGGCAUUGCUCAUCGCACCGGGCGUACCGUUAUUUGCUCAAUACACACACCAUCAGCGAAAGUAUUCCACAUGUUCGAUAAGGUUUAUAUAUUGGCCGAAAGCCAGUGCAUUUAUCAGGGCGCGGGCGCGAAUAUCGUGCCUUAUAUGAAGCAAAUUGGAUUGACAUGUCCGCGCACUUAUAACCCGGCUGACUUUAUUAUUGAAGUCGCCUGCCAUGAAUAUGGCCAUCACUAUCACGAGCCAAUGGUUGAGGCAGUGGAAAAUGGUAAAGUUUAUCGGUGGACGCCCCAACAUGAAUACCGACAGAUAAAAUCGGAUGUGACGAACAAAUCAGAUACAACUUCCGGCGCGUCCUCCUUCGAUGAGUUGGAACAAUUCGAAGAGGAAAUCAAUCCGAAUUUGUUGAAACAAAAGGCUUCCUGGUGGAUGCAAUACCGACUGCUGUUAACACGAAUGAUGGUGCAAAUGUGGCGGGAUAAGUCCUACAUGAAACUGCGUUUCUAUAUGAAUAUCAUCUUGGCGAUCAUUGUUGGCGGCAUUUACAAAGGCGUUGGUGAUGAUGCCUCGAAGGCUUUCUUUAAUUUCGGCUUUGCGUUUACGAUAAUCAUAGCUUAUUUGUAUUUGCCAAUGAUGCCAGUAUUAUUGCAAUUUCCCACAGAGAUGAAAUUUCUUAAGCGCGAGUACUUCAAUCAGUGGUAUCAUCUGAGUUCGUAUUAUGCCGCUUUGAUCUGUUCGAAAUUGCCUUUUAUGUUCGUGCUGGCCUCCAUCUACCUCAUCAUGGUUUAUAUAAUGUCUGGGCAGCCUUUAGAACUUUUCCGUUUUGGCAUGUUAUUCCUCAUAGCUUUUCUGACCGCAAUGACUUCGGAGAGUUUGGGUCUACUGAUAUCGUCACGCCUAAGCUUAGUGAACGCCAUGUUUAUCGGACCGGUGGUCGCGGUGCCACUCAUAUUGCUCUCCUGCUAUGGCAUCGGUUAUGGCAAAGCGGUGCAUAUACAUCCGCUAAUGCGUUACUUAAUGCAACUCAGUUAUUUGCGCCACGGCAUGGAGGGUUUGGUGGCUGCUCUAUAUGGUUAUGAUCGUGAGGAUCUGCAUUGUCCGGAUACGGAAGUGUUUUGUAUGUUUAGGAAAUCACAAUUCUUGCUCAUCAUUCUGGGUUUCGAGAAUCUCAACUACGUUUUUUCGGUAUCUUGUCUGGUGCUAUUCUACAUAAUCUUCACAACCGCCGCAUAUCUUAUGAUACGUCAUCGACUCAAGUUGAGGACCACAAACAAUGUGAUCGUCCAGUAUGCCACACACUUAUUGGUGAAGCAUUUGAAUUUUGCGUCUUAUAACUAUUAA